UAAUUUCGGUCAUCUUCAGAAUUGCAGACAUGUUCUGGGAAAAACAAGACUAGUAUUUUGCUAGAUUAAUGAAAAGUUACAUUAACCAAACAUAAUAGCUGUGUAUGCAAUCCGUUCAAAUCAAGCUAGCGAGCGAACUGAUUAGCUGGCUAAAUUAGCUACGACAUUUACGUUAGCUAACUAUCACGGUUUGUUUAUCCAGUUCAGAAGAAUGUUUUGCAUUCCAAUUCACAUAACAUUCGUCUACUCUCCACCAUUUUAGUUAAUAUUGCUAAGAGAGUGUUUUGUUUUUUUUUUGUGUGAAAAUAACUAACUAACGUUAACAGUACCGAAUGAAAGAAGAAAGCUAGCUAAAGAUAACCCUUGCAAGUUGGACCUCGUUUUACCUGCACUGCUGACUGACAAAUGAAAAAACGCUGUGCAAAUCAACCUUUGAAAAGAUCUCUCAAAGGAAAUGCCAUUGGACUCCAUAUGUUGGGAAUUAGCAAGAUGCCUAGCUCUCAAACUGAAGCAGUGCAUUUCAGCACAGUCCUCAACAGCAGUGACUACUUCUUUCUGAGCCAGGUACCAUCUCCAGGAGUGGUUGUCCAAGGCAGCAUCUUCCAACAUGCGUUUACCCCUGCUUUCGUGCUUCAGAAUAAUGCCCAAAGGAUUGACGGCACAGUAUGUCUUCAAGCAGAAGAAUCGCCCAAGAAAAAUCCUUCUCUCCUACAACCUGCAGGUGAUGACAAGGAAGAAACCUCCGUCUGUUCUGGUACGCCAACAUCAGGGACUAGUCACUCCUCACCAACGCCCUCUGGUGGCAGUUUGGAGACAGUCGCUGAUGACGAUGACUUCACAAGCAAUUACUUUACCAACUCCAAAACCAGACGACCAAGGAAGAAGCGAAUGAAAGACCCGUUUGGAAGGUUGGUCCCAGACAAACCCACCACAAAACAGCGAAGAGUCAAACAGAAUCAUCCCAUAUCACCUCCUCCUAAAAAGACAUCUGCUGACAUUUCUGAGGGGAUUGAUGUGUUCUGCAGAUGUGUGAGAGUGGGGACAAUGCGCAGGACACCUUCCAAGCAUGUCACCUUUACAGCAGAGUACAUCCAGAUCGAUGAACAAGUGCGGCUGUGGUCGUAUAGUCUGGCCAGCUGUGCGUGGUGCCAUGCCCGAAACUUGCCUGCCCUUUUCCUCAAGACCACCUCAGGGGAGUCCCAGCGCCUCCGCCUUCUCCUCAAGAUGUCCCGAGCCAACGGGGGUGCCUGGUAUGACAGUAAGGGCCAACAUCUCGGCGAGAACUACAUAAUCUUAGUGUUUGAGAAUAUGCUGUCUGACCUGGAGAAUGUUGAACUGGAGAAAAUCUUAAGAGAAAUUGGCAGAGCAAAUAAAGCUCCCGAGGAUUUCACAUUACAGUUGCCAUUUGUGGAGGCCAACAGAAUACUGAUGCAUUCCUCCCAUCCAACCCCAGAGAAGCAAGUUUCAGAGCCCUUUGCAUGCCCACCUAAAUCUCCUCCUCGCCCAGCUUCAUCAUUUCUGCACAAGGUAUCCCAGGCCAUUUCAGGUCCAUCUAAACCUCCGACCUCUGAUGUGUUUCAUCAGCAGUUUUUGGAUUCCCUUUGUGGCUCCAGUAAACAGACACCAUCUUCCAAGCCUCUUGCCCCAAGAUGGAUUUCACCUGCCCCACAACUGAUCUCUCUUGCCCCGCCACGGAUCUCUCUUGCCCCACCACAAAUCUAUUUUGCCCUACCACGGAUCUCUCCUCCCCCAGCAUGCCUGUCUCCUCCCCCAGCGUGCCUGUCUCCUCCCCCAGCGUGCCUGUCUCCUCCCCCAGCGUGCCUGUCUCCUCCCCCAGCAUGCCUGUCUCCUCCCCCAGCAUGCCUGUCUCCUCCCCCAGCAUGCCUGUCUCCUCCCCCAAUACAAGUCUUGGAUGAUGAUGAAAUAAUGGAGAUUGAAUCCACCUUCAAAGGGCCAGUCAAAAGGAUAAUACUGUACCCCCCUCAUCCAGCCAGAGGGGGGAUCUCUGUCACCAAUGAAGACCUGCACUGUCUCAACGAGGGAGAGUUCUUGAAUGAUGUCAUCAUUGACUUUUACCUAAAGUACUUGGUCUCUGCAAUGCUGAAAGAGGAGGAUGCCAACAGGAGUCACAUGUUCAGCUCCUUCUUUUACAAGCGCCUCACUCAGACAGAGCCGAGAAAAACCCCAUGCUCUGAGGACCUACCUGUGAAGAAAAGGAGACACAACCGAGUGAGAACAUGGACCAGGAAUGUUGACCUCUUCCAGAAGGACUUCAUCUUUGUCCCCAUAAAUGAAUCGGCACACUGGUUCCUGGCGGUCAUCUGCUUCCCUGGCCUAGAGGACCUCCAGCCAUCUCCAGACUCCCCAUUCCCAGCCUGGCUGGAGGAAGCAGAGAGCAGCUUGGACAAGUGCUUCCUGAUGGACUACACCUCCCCCAACCCCAUGUCCCUGUUCUUCAGCCCCCCGGGCAGCAGCACCAGGGGUCAGCCAGGCCCAGAAGCCCCAGACUGCGACCUCACCAUAGGGGUGAGGCUGUGUGUGUGCUCAAACGGUGGGGGCGGAGAGGAGCUGGAGUCGGUCAUGAAGGAGCUCAGUGUGAGCCCCACCACCACAGGUCUGAUAAAGAAGCAGCUCCUCUCAGAUGAUUGCAACGGAUAUGAAAUAGAAAAGGACAUCUUUGCCUUUUCUCCUGUUCCGGAUUCAAAUCAGGACCAGUGCAAUGAGAGUGAACAGCAGGACAGUGUCGAUGCCUCCUCCCAACCCACUACCUGUAAACAACCUUGUAUCCUUAUCAUGGAUUCCCUAGGAGGCCAUGUGAGAUCGGGGGUCGUGAAGAUCCUGCAAGAAUACUUGGAGGUGGAGUGGGAGGUGAGGAAAGGCAGUCUGAGGAGUUUCUCUAAAGAUUCGAUGAGGGGCUCAAACCCCCAGGUCCCUCAGCAGGACAACUACAGCGACUGUGGUGUUUACCUGCUUCAAUAUGUGGAGAGCUUUUUCCAGAAUCCCCCAAAAGAUUUUGAGCCGCCCAUGGACCUUAAGGAAUGGUUUCCACUGAUGCUGGUGAAGCGCAAGAGAGCAGAUAUCAGGAAACUCAUCCUCAAAAUUCAACAUCAACAAGAGGACACGCAUGACUCAUAACCUCCAUUUUAAAUGGAUAUAGUAUUCAAUACGAUGAAAUUCACCAUUUGAUUUGGUGGGGUUAUUUAGUCUCCCUUGGUCCAAUGGACCUGGCUCAGUGACUGUACAUUUAGUUCCUUUACCUUACUCUGUAUCACAUUGUUACUGUGUGUGUAUAUAUACAUACCUCACCUUUUUAAUUUUAAGGCAUAAUCUUUUUUCAUGGCUUCACUUGUGACUAAGUAUCUGUGUUUUGCAAUGUUUAUUGGUUGAUAGGAUGGUGAUAUGAUUCUUCCCUUAGUUGUCGCAUCACAGAUUAAAAUGGCAUAAAUUGCGAAUUUCUGUGAAAAUGUAGCUUUGUUCUAUAAAGGGUUCCAGUUUAUUCUUAAUGUCCUGUUAUGCUUGAAAAUGUAAUGUCAGUGUCAUGAGAUUGUUGUAAUAUGUUGUUUUGUACAUUUUUGAAUGUCUCUUAAGUUCUCAUAGCACUUGCAUUAUUUGUGAGGGGCACUUUGUUGGAUUGCCCAUCUGUUAAGCGAGCAGCCUAGCAUUGUUCAAUUUCAUUUGAAGUAGAAGAAAGUGAAAAAUAAAGUAAAUGUUUAAGUACCAA
Messenger RNA from Oncorhynchus gorbuscha (pink salmon), 3721 nucleotides. Its product is annotated as sentrin-specific protease 6-like. The transcript has 19 exons. Gene Ontology annotation, molecular function: SUMO-specific endopeptidase activity. NCBI's taxonomy places the organism in Eukaryota, Metazoa, Chordata, Actinopteri, Salmoniformes, Salmonidae. Bases 406 to 3135 code for a protein of 909 amino acids. Gene Ontology annotation, biological process: protein desumoylation; regulation of spindle assembly; regulation of kinetochore assembly. The record is from RefSeq and is a predicted model, not a curated record. Gene Ontology annotation, cellular component: nucleus; cytoplasm.